This is a messenger RNA of Tympanuchus pallidicinctus (lesser prairie-chicken), 2419 nucleotides long. It is a transcript of the gene NXN, whose product is annotated as nucleoredoxin. The record is from RefSeq and is a predicted model, not a curated record. Bases 54 to 1322 code for a protein of 422 amino acids. Gene Ontology annotation, molecular function: thioredoxin-disulfide reductase (NADPH) activity. NCBI's taxonomy places the organism in Eukaryota, Metazoa, Chordata, Aves, Galliformes, Phasianidae. The transcript has 8 exons.
GCGGAGCGGAGCGGAGCAGAGCGGGAUCGGGGAGCGGAGCGGAGAGGCGCGGGAUGGCGGGCGCCCUGGCGGAGGUGCUGGGCGAGGUGUUGGUGUCGGCGGACGGCGAGGAGGUGGCGGUGUCGGCGUUGGCCGCCCGCGGGGUUUCGUUGGUUGGGCUGUAUUUCGGUUGCAGCCUCAGCGGCCCCUGCGCGCAGCUCGGCGCCAGCCUGGCCGCCUUUUACGGGCGCUUUAGGGGGGAGGCGGCGGCGGCGAGCGGAGCUCAGCGCCUCGAGAUCGUCUUCGUGUCGGCGGAGCAGGAGCAGCAGCAGUGGCAGGAGGCCGUGCGGGCCAUGCCUUGGCUGGCGCUGCCCUUCGCCGAGAAACACCGCAAGCUGAAACUGUGGAACAAGUACAGAGUCUCCAACAUUCCUUCCCUGAUAUUUAUCGAUGCCUCUACUGGGAAAGUGGUUUGCAGGAACGGCCUCCUGGUAAUCCGUGAUGACCCAGAAGGACUGGAGUUCCCGUGGGGGCCAAAACCCUUCAGUGAAGUUGUUGCUGGACCUCUGCUAAGGAACAACGGCCAGACACUGGACAGCAGUGCUCUGGAGGGCUCUCAUGUCGGGGUCUACUUCUCUGCACACUGGUGCCCUCCCUGCCGAAGCCUCACACGGGUCCUGGUGGAGUCGUACCGGAAGAUCAAGGAGGCUGGCCAGAAAUUUGAGAUCCUCUUCGUUAGUGCAGACAGGUCGGAGGAUUCCUUCAAGCAGUAUUUCAGCGAGAUGCCCUGGGUAGCUGUGCCGUAUGCGGAUGAAGCCAGACGGUCACGCCUGAAUCGACUCUAUGGCAUACAAGGCAUCCCAACACUCAUUGUGCUGGACUCCCAGGGAGAGGUGAUCACACGGCAGGGGCGGGUGGAGGUGCUGAAUGACAUCGAAUGCCGAGAGUUCCCCUGGCACCCCAAACCUGUGCUGGAGCUGACGGACUCCAACGCUGUGCAACUGAACGAGGGCCCCUGCCUUGUUCUCUUUGUAGAUUCAGAGGAUGACGGAGAGUCGGAGGCAGCGAAACAACUGAUUCAGCCCAUAGCUGAAAAAAUCAUUGCUAAGUACAAAGCCAAAGAGGAGGAGGCACCGUUGCUCUUCUUUGUGGCAGGCGAGGAUGACAUGACUGACUCUCUCCGGGAUUACACCAACCUGCCUGAGGCUGCACCCCUGCUCACCAUCCUGGACAUGUCGGCCAGAGCCAAGUAUGUGAUGGAUGUGGAGGAGAUCACGCCGGAGAUCGUGGAAGCCUUCGUCAGCGACUUUCUAGCAGACAAGCUAAAACCCGAGCCCAUCUAAGGGAGCUUCUGCACCCACAGACAUUAUUUAAAACUAGGUCUCUCUUCCGCCGCUCAUGGAUUCUCCAGCGUGUUCUCACGCCCGACCCAGUAUCCAACCUUCUUGUGGUGCCUUGUUCUACGCAGUGAAUCCUUCUCCUAAGCAAACUCCUUGAGAUGCACUUUCAGCAGGGAGUCGUUGGCGUUCGGAGACUUCGCUUGUGCUUCGUGGUGAUAUAUUCUCUAAUAACCAGGCCAGAACUGUUACCGUACUUACUUUAUACAUGGCACUAGCUAGCAGGCAAAUCUUUUUGCAUGGUGUUCUUCCCAACGUAUGCAUCAGGCGGUGGAUGGGGUUCUCGGGGCUCUUUUUUUUUCCUCCUUCUCCCUUUUCUUUCCUUUCCUACAACCUCUGCCGACUAAAUUACUUUAAGGAAGCAAUAAGGAAAUUGUCCCCUUUGCCCCUGCCCCACCUUCCUUCCCCACUUGAGUAACAGUGCCCUGAUGAGGCCAAACAAAGUCUUAACUGCUGACAACCUCUGAAAGACCACAGCGCAGCCGGGCUUUUCCCCCUCGGGGUGAGAACUUCCUGGGUAGUUUUCCCACCCCACACACCGACAGCCUUAUGCAGCAUUGGCUGCGCACAUUGGGGCAGUCCAACCCCCCCGUGGCACACACAUAUCCCUCCUGCACUGAGCCAGGAGCAGAACACCACCAGGCUGCCCUCGUCUCCCCGUGGUCUCUCCCUUGUGCUCUCCCUAUCCCCUCUCCCUUUCCUGUUCCUUCUCUCUGGUAUGAAUUGUCGACCCUUCUAUGUUAGUUGUUUUUUGUAGGUGUGUCCCAAACCUGACAGUAAUGGUGCUGUUCUUUAAAAAAAAAAAAAAAAAAGAAAAAAAAAAGAAAAAAAAAAAAAGAUUCCAGUCCUUAGCAGCACAGCCAAGCCCUCCCGAAAGUGACAUUGUAAAAACUGUACAUGGUGAUUGGAACUUUGUAAUAAAACUGAUGGAAUAACCGAGCUGGGAGGUGCCGGUUGCCGCGUCCCGCAGCCCAGCACAGACCCCGGUGCUGUUUCCAUCAGGGCGGUGUCCUGGAGCUCAAUAGUGGGCGUUGUGUGAGCCA